UCAAUCCAAGGUUAACCGGUGAGUGAAUUACCUGCAACUAUUGUUUGAUGAGAAAAUAACAGAGAAAAGAAAAUAAUAUCUCUUUGUAUCUAUUCAAUCAAAAAGAUCCAAUGGUUUGUAACUGGAUCACUUUUUUUUCUCAUUGUCAAGUUUACUCAUUUUUGUUUUUUCUUUUUCUCUGUUGAUUGUUGAUUAAAUUGUUUCUCCAUUUGUACUCUUUACAAUUUGUAUUACCAUCGAAACGUGAAUCUCAGCCGGAUUUUAGUACUUCGUGCAAAAAGACCAUGAAAAUAAUUGAUUGAGUUAUUACAUAAAAAGCUUUUCUCUUUUUAUCCUUGAAUUAGUCAAAUCUUUUCUACUUUGGAUUAACGUGACGUUUAUUGUGGUGACUCUUUUUCUGCUUUGCUUUUCUCUUUUUUGAUUAAAUCAUUUAAUUUACUUUGGUGCUUUUAAUUGUUUGUCUUAAUCUAAUUUAUAUAACAUGAGUUCAACUGUUGGAAAGCCUAUCAACUGUAAAGCUGCUGUUGCUUGGGCUGCAAAUGAACCUUUGACAAUUGAACAAGUAACUGUUGACCCACCCAAGGCUGGUGAAGUUCGGGUCAAAAUUGUUUCCUCCGGAGUUUGUCACACUGAUUAUUAUACUCUAUCUGGAUUAGAUCCUGAAGGAAAAUUUCCCUGUAUCAUGGGGCACGAGGGAGCAGGUGUUGUUGAAAGUGUCGGCGAGGGAGUUACCAGUCUUGUUCCUGGUGAUCAUGUCAUUCCGUGUUACACUCAGUGUCGAGAAUGUAAAUUCUGUAAAAAUCCGAAAACUAAUCUCUGCCAGAAAAUCAGAGUCACUCAAGGCCAAGGAGUUAUGCCUGAUGGUACCUCUCGUUUUACCUGCAACGGUGUAACUGUUUUCCACUUUAUGGGAACAUCAACUUUUAGCGAAUUUACUGUUCUACCUGAGAUCGCCUGUGCUAAGAUCAAUAAAACGGCAUCGUUAGAGAAAGUUGGUCUCUUAGGUUGUGGUAUCCCCACCGGUUAUGGAGCUGUCUUGAACACCGCUGAUGUUGAACCAGGAAGCAUCUGUGCAGUCUGGGGUCUCGGUGCUGUUGGUUUAGCCGUUGGUAUCGGUUGUAAGGCUCGUCAAGCCUCACGUGUUAUCGGAAUCGAUAUCAACCCGAGUAAAUUUGAAGCCGCUCGAGAGUUUGGUUUUACUGAAUUUAUCAAUCCUCUUGACCACAAAGAUAAAACUAUUCAACAAGUACUUUUUGACCUUACAGACGGUGGACCAGAUUAUACAUUUGAGUGUAUUGGUAAUAUUCAUACCAUGAGAGCAGCUCUUGAAUCGGCUCACAAAGGUUGGGGUGUCUCAGUGAUCAUCGGUGUUGCCGCUUCAGGUAAAGAAAUAAGUACUCGACCAUUUCAACUGGUAACUGGACGAACAUGGAAAGGAACCGCUUUCGGAGGUUGGAAAAGCCGUGACGCUGUUCCUAAAUUAGUGGAAGAUUAUCUUUCAGGUAUUCUGAAGGUAGAUGAGUUCAUUACUGAAGUACUGCCACUUGAACAGAUUAACGAAGCCUUUACCUUAAUGAAAGAAGGAAAAGUUUUACGAGCGAUGGUAAAACUAAAUUAAUUCUCACCUGAUUUUAAUUAUAUUUGUACCAGUUCACAAUAUUUUUCCAAUCAAACCUGAAAUUAUAAUUUUUCUUGAGAUAAUCUGUUAUUAUCAUUGAAAUUUAUCACCAGAAAAUCCUCCUAUCGUGAUAAUGUGACGUUGUCAUGAUAAAUUCACACUCAAACAAUCAA
Messenger RNA from Panonychus citri (citrus red mite), 1791 nucleotides. Its product is annotated as alcohol dehydrogenase class-3-like. Gene Ontology annotation, molecular function: S-(hydroxymethyl)glutathione dehydrogenase [NAD(P)+] activity; zinc ion binding. Lineage: Eukaryota; Metazoa; Arthropoda; Arachnida; Trombidiformes; Tetranychidae. Gene Ontology annotation, biological process: formaldehyde catabolic process. The record is from RefSeq and is a predicted model, not a curated record. Gene Ontology annotation, cellular component: cytosol.